AUGUCUGUGCUUGCUGAAGGUGGGGAGACUCUACGAACCGAUUACCAUACAAAAUUGUAUGCGAAUCGGUUUGCUUUUCCACGGGGUCUAAGCUCAUAUGGACAGGUUGACUGUUACUACGUAACAUUGAAAAGAGCUCCGAGUCAGAUAUACCUGAGGUUGUAA
Molecule: messenger RNA, 165 nt
Organism: Sclerotinia sclerotiorum 1980 UF-70
Lineage: Eukaryota; Fungi; Ascomycota; Leotiomycetes; Helotiales; Sclerotiniaceae
Exons: 2
Coding region: 1-165 (54 amino acids)
Source: RefSeq, a predicted model, not a curated record